AUGCCAGCGGGAAUGUACGCAGUGAAACCCAUAGAUUUAGAUCCAGAUAAAUUCGGUGCGCAAAAUAUGAACACUGUUAGUCUGACUUGGGCUGAAGCAUUGGUUGAAUACGGGCAACAGAAAUAGUUGACUAAGAGUACCGAGUCCCAAGGAACGGAGGACACAAAUCAAUAUCCCGAAGACCAUCAUCGUCACCAUCACUUAUUUUACGGUCACGAUCACACACUCGAAACGGAGAAACCGAAAAUGUUGAUGGAUAUUCAUUGGUAUCGGAAGGAGAAUCGUGGAGAUCGCUGGAUCGCCGUGCUGAUUGGGGUUUUGGCCAUUGCCUGUGUAAUGAUUGAAGCUGGCUACAUUCCGGAGAAGACGCACAAAAUAGCAACCGACGCGCCUGACGUAGUACGAGUCGCUUCGUGGGAGAAGACGAAGUGUAAAAAGAAGAAGCAUUGGGAUGACGAUGACUAUCUGACGGUGACAGGAGAACCGUCGUCGGUGGCAGCUGCAUCAUGGGAUGAGAAGAAAUGGAAGAAGAAGAAGAAGCAUUGCGAUGACGAUGACUAUCUGACGGUGACAGGAGAACCGUCGUCGGUGGCAGCUGCAUCAUGGGAUGAGAAGAAAUGGAAGAAGAAGAAGAAGCAUUGCGAUGACGAUGACUAUCUGACGGUGACAGGAGAACCGUCGUCGGUGGCAGCUGCAUCAUGGGAUGAGAAGAAAUGGAAGAAGAAGAAGAAGCAUUGCGAUGACGAUGACUAUCUGACGGUGCAUGCGACCUUGGAACUGGCCUUCCGCUUCCGUCUUCGAUCACAUAACGUCUUCUACCCAGCACGCAUGAUCCAACUGAAAUCGUCUGCUCCGUGA
Echinostoma caproni is the source of this 858-nucleotide messenger RNA. NCBI's taxonomy places the organism in Eukaryota, Metazoa, Platyhelminthes, Trematoda, Plagiorchiida, Echinostomatidae. The record is from the annotation of a GenBank genome assembly.